Periconia digitata is the source of this 2039-nucleotide messenger RNA. The record is from the annotation of a GenBank genome assembly. Lineage: Eukaryota; Fungi; Ascomycota; Dothideomycetes; Pleosporales; Periconiaceae.
UUCUUUUUGUUUUGGUUGGACUUCUUUUUGAUUCUGGACUUUCAGUAAUUGAAUGGAAUUGAAUAGGACUGGAUUUGUGAUAAGUUUUGGAUUUGAAUUGUAAGUCGAUGUAAUGCUACGACGUAGGAGGGAAGUCACAUUUGGGUAUAUUUUUCCAAGGAAGCUGCUAAUUCGGAAGUCUAAAAAGAAGAUUCUAUAAAAGACAUCUCGACUUUCACUUCUCCAUCCAUCCUGUAGUUCACAGAACCCAGUCGUACCCACAACCGCCUCAAAACGAAUAGAGAAGAAUAUCAUCACAACAACCAUACAACAGUUCCGAAAUCAAUCAUCCACCAUACUACGAAAAAAAAAUGACUAUCCAACCCCCGACAACCACGCCCUCCUGGCAGACCCUCUCCACCAAAAAACGCACAACCCUCCACUCGCUCCUCCCUCCCUCAACCAUCCUCCCAAACACCCUAAUCUCAACGCUCCCAUCUACAUCCCCCACCGCCCCCGCUCCACCACCCUUACCAGUCCACUCCGCGCUCUCUAUCCCCGCGACCUCCGAUAUCCUCACGCCGCACGAGCUCGAAAUCACAUCCGCGUACGAUGCGACGGCGCUCGUGGAGAUGAUGAGCACGGGGAAGCUGAAGAGCGUGGAUGUGGUGGGUGCGUUUAUCAAGCGGGCGAGUAUUGCGCAGCAGGUUGUGAAUUGCUUGACCGAAGUUAUGUUCGAGGAGGCGAUGGAGAGGGCGAAGGAGUGUGAUAAGUUUUUCGAGAGGGAGGGACGGGGAAUGGGGAUGCUGCAUGGGUUGCCUAUUAGUCUGAAGGACUCCUUCAAUGUCGUCGGCACACACACCACAAUCGGCUACAUCGACUAUCUCAGCCGACCCCCCGCUACGACAGAUAGUACGCUGAUCACGCUCCUACGCGCUGAAGGUGCAGUCUUCUAUUGCAAAACGAAUCUCCCCCAGACCAUGAUGACAGCAGACACGCACAACAACGUCUUUGGACGCACACUGAACCCGUAUAACCUCGGCUUCACAGCUGGAGGCAGCACUGGCGGCGAGGGAGCCCUCAUCGCCAUGGGUGGUAGCAUCUUGGGACUCGCGACGGAUAUCGCGGGAAGCUGUCGAAUUCCUGCGCUAUGUUGUGGGCUGUUUAGUUUCAAGCCGACCGCUGGGAGAGUUCCAUUUGGGGGGAAAGUGGCGCCGGGUCGGCUGGGAAGUCCUUGUCCAAUCAUGCCGGUUAUUGGACCUAUGGGACGGAGUGUAAGGGACGCGGAGCUCAUCUUGCGGACGAUGAUCACAGACAAGACGUGGGAAUUCGAUGCGGGUGUUUUGGGGGUGCCUUGGAGAACGGUUCAGCCUGUGGCACGAACGUUGCGGUUUGGAUUGAUCAGAGGACAUGAGAAAAGGCCUUUACAUCCACCAAUUGCGAAGACAUUGCAUACAGCGGCCACGCUGUUGAAGGCUCGCGGACAUGAGGUCGUGCUGUUGGACCAUUUGAUUCCGGAUUUGUGGGAUAUGUGGACUCUAGCGUGUAAGUUCUUCUCGUUGGAUCCGAAGAAUACGCCAAUGGAGAUUUUAAAGACUGGAAACGAGCCGAAGGUACCUUCUGUGGCGAACGCUCCUAUGGAAGAUACGUCGGAUGGGUGGAAACCGACCUUGGAUGAACUCUUCGACUUGAAUGUGGAGAGGUUCCAGGUGUUGAAAAAAUUCCACGACCUCAUAGUAGAGCAUGGACUAGAUGCGAUACUUCUACCGGGCUAUCAGGCCACCGCUGUCCCCCAUGAUCAGUUUGGCGAAGCUAUUUACACUGCACUCGUGAAUAUGCUUAAUUAUCCGUCGGCCAUAUUUCCUUUCUUGAAAGCCGACAAGGCUGUCGAUGCAUCGUUCGCCAAGGCUGACGUGACUUAUGAGCCUCCUUAUGAGCCCGAAAUCUUUGAAGGAAUGCCAACCCAUAUACAAGUCAUGGGAAAGCCUAUGCAAGAUGAAGAGCUUAUAGAAAUACUCAAAGUUGUUGAGAAGGUUCUGGCCGACGUUCCCCUAAAAUGA